AUGAGCCGGCUCUGCCUCUCCAUCGCCCUUCUUGUCCUCCUGGGCACCCUGGUAUCCUGCACCCCAUGGGGUGAAACCGGCAACCAGGCCCAAGGUUCUCAGCCUGCCUUCUGCCUGGAGUCUUAUUACACGGGUCCCUGCAAGGCCCGGAAGAUCAGGUACUUCUACAACGCCAAGUCCAGGCACUGCGAGAUCUUUAUAUAUGGUGGCUGCCGAGGGAGGAAGAACAACUUCCUGACUGCAGAGGACUGCAUGAAGAUCUGUGGUGGUCAUGCGGGGAUCCGAGGAUGGGAACACGGAGUCAGCCACCCUACAGAGCAGGUCUGCAGAGCUCCUGAGCUCCCCACCUAG
This is a messenger RNA of Physeter macrocephalus (sperm whale), 351 nucleotides long. Its product is annotated as spleen trypsin inhibitor I-like. Lineage: Eukaryota; Metazoa; Chordata; Mammalia; Artiodactyla; Physeteridae. Bases 1 to 351 code for a protein of 116 amino acids. Gene Ontology annotation, molecular function: serine-type endopeptidase inhibitor activity. The transcript is spliced from 3 exons. The record is from RefSeq and is a predicted model, not a curated record.